AUGGUCAGAUGCGCGUCACCAGGCCUAAGCACAUCGCCCAGGCCUAGCCGCCAACGUCAUCAACGGGUUAGCAAGCAAGUUUCCCCCUCCGACCUACACGCUGAACUCCACAUAUUUGGCAACGUUCUAGUCGGUGCGGUAGAUGACGCUUUCCUCACUCAUUUUGGGUAUUUUGCGCUGAAGUUCGUCCGGUUCCUCCAGGUGGAGGUGCAUCGAACCUACGCUGCACUGGCUGCCAAAGCCGAUGUUCAACAUGUGCAUCUGGAGCAAGACUUUGACUAUAUCAUGCGACGAAUUUGGGAUCUGGGAGACGUCAACACGCAGCAUCAUGGCAAAGUGUUGGAGCUUGUGGUGCAAGCAAGUGAUAGACUGCCUACCAGCGCUGCCAAGGACCACCAGAAGCUCAUGGUCUCCGUCGCGCAGAGCCACGAUGGUAUGCGUCAAUCUGUACGCCAACAUCACGAUCGGACGCGGGUGCUGGCAACAUCGAACCAUUUCGCUAUUAUUCAAGCCAUCAGUCAAGCGUGUGAACGGCUUGACAUGAUGGCUAGCAACAUAGGUACCUUGACAGGGACGAGCAACCACCAGAUCCGCAAGCUGAAUACUAUGGACGGCAGCAUGGAGGCAUUAAAGAGGCGCAUGGUCGUUGUCGGCUUGACCCAAGUGCUCAAGAGCCAGCAGCAGGGUCACGCCGCAACUGGAGCACAGCUUGCCCAUUCCCAUGAGUUUUCCAGACCUACUCUGACCUCUUUCGCUUCGCGUUACAAGGAAGCCGGCGCUGACUGCAGCAAAUGCCGUCAAUCCGGCGACGAAGCUGCGCUCGCCCUCAACAUUGCUGCAAUGAGCUUACAGGUGGCCGAAACUCUCAUCAAAACCAUACAGGGCUCCCACAACGCCCAGAAGAUUCUCUGGGAGAAGUUUGUUGAGACCCAGCAGUGCACCCAUCAACUCACCGUUCAACUCAACGCCGCCCUCUCAAAAAAACAAUAA
Molecule: messenger RNA, 990 nt
Organism: Bipolaris sorokiniana ND90Pr
Lineage: Eukaryota; Fungi; Ascomycota; Dothideomycetes; Pleosporales; Pleosporaceae
Exons: 3
Coding region: 1-990 (329 amino acids)
Source: RefSeq, a predicted model, not a curated record